Phanerochaete carnosa HHB-10118-sp is the source of this 3066-nucleotide messenger RNA. RefSeq lists its product as uncharacterized. The coding region runs from base 117 to 2597 and encodes 826 amino acids. Lineage: Eukaryota; Fungi; Basidiomycota; Agaricomycetes; Polyporales; Phanerochaetaceae. Gene Ontology annotation, molecular function: dethiobiotin synthase activity; S-adenosyl-L-methionine:8-amino-7-oxononanoate transaminase activity; pyridoxal phosphate binding. Gene Ontology annotation, cellular component: mitochondrion. The transcript is spliced from 5 exons. Gene Ontology annotation, biological process: biotin biosynthetic process. The record is from RefSeq and is a predicted model, not a curated record.
GCCACUGGUGAGACAUACGGACCCACUGCAGUCCUACACAGUCCAUGAGUAGUCCAUGCCGACGGCAGCCAGCGAUCUAAAUCGAGUGCGAGUCUCGCGGUGGCGCCGACGCUCUCAUGUCCGUCCUCUUCCACCACCUCCGCGUCCACCAGGUCUUCGGCGCGAACACAGACGUCGGCAAAACUCUCCUCACCGCUGCCCUCGCACGCGCCUCGUCACUCACUGGCAAGGCCGUCUACUAUCUCAAGCCCGUCAGCACUGGCCCGCUGCAAGAUGCGGACGAUGAGUACAUAAAGCGCUUUGCUGGGCCAAAGGCAUCCAGCAUCCAGAGCAGAUGCCUUUUUCGCUACUCCGACCCAGUCAGUCCGCACCUGGCAGCGCAGAGGGAACAUGGGGCGGAGGAGGCGCCGGUGAGUUCCGGGUCUUCAUGCUCUGCACAUAUUCUGACCGCGAGUGUGCCUAAGCUGUCUAUACCUUCAGACGGCACACUAGUGAAUGCAAUCAGGAGUCACAUCCGUGAUUGUGCGCGUGCGACGCGUGUACACGCUCACAUGUACGUCGAGACUGCAGGAGGCGUGCAUAGCCCCACACUCUCCGGAUCCACCCAGAUCGACGCGUACCGCCCGCUCUUUCUUCCCACAAUCCUCAUCGGCGACCACAAACUUGGAGGCAUUUCGGCGACCAUCAGCUCGUAUGAGUCUCUCCUGGUGCGAGGGUACAUCGUAGAUGCCGUCAUGGUCUUCCGCGAGGAGUAUUAUAGAAACUGGGAAUACCUGAGGUCUUAUUUCGCGGAACGGGAUAUUAACGUGGCCGUAGUGGAUCCUCCACCGUCCAAGCUCGAGAACCCCGCCCGGAACCUAUCCUCUACCGAUAAAUACUACCGGAACAUCGUCCCUGAAUCCCAGCAGGGCCCGGUUUUCGACUUGCUCAAUCACUUAGACAACCGUCACGCGACUCGCAUCGAGGAGCUGAGUACGAUGCCGCAGCGGACUCUGGACCAUAUCUGGUGGCCCUUCGUCCAGCAUGGCCUAGUGAGGGAGGAAAAGGACGUGAAUGUUAUUGACAGCGCCUCCGGUGACGAGUUCUCCAUCUUUAACGGACAUCGAGUUCAAACACCCGCGGACAGCACCAGCUCACUACUGGAACCUCAAUUCGACGGCUCGGCUUCUUGGUGGACCCAGGCUCUAGGACAUGCACAUCCAGCACUUACGAUGGCUGCAGCCCGCGCUGCAGGGCGUUACGGUCACGUCAUGUUCCCCCAAGGCUCGCAUCUCCCUGCGCUCCGGCUUGCGGAACGUCUGGUGAAGUCCGGUCCCGGCAAGGGCUGGGCGUCGCGAGCGUUCAUCUCGGACAACGGCUCCACAGGCAUGGAAGUUGCUCUGAAGAUGGCCUUGCGGGCGUUCUCCGUACGGGAGCGAGAACACUGGAGCAACAAGGAGUCGACCGGCGAGAAACCGAAGAACCUUGGCAUACUCGGCCUGAAAGGCAGCUACCAUGGAGAUACCAUCGGCGCAAUGGACGCCUGCGAAGAUUCUGGUGUCUACACUUGCGAGUGGCAUGACGCCAAGGGUUACUGGUUCGAUCCGCCGACCAUUGGUAUUCGCAAUGACAAAAUGGUAGUUUCGUUGCCACCAGCCAUCGCCGCGCUGACAGAAUCGGGAGAGGUGGAGAUCAAUGAGGGCCGUAUUCAGGAGAUCUACGAUGCAGAGAGCCGACUCGACUCGAACCUUGCCGACGUAUACCGCACUUUCAUCCAGGAUAUGCUCAUCAAGAUCACGUCUCAAGGCGACCUCAAGCUUGCAGCCUUGGUGCUCGAACCCGUCGUCAUGGGUGCGGGUGGCAUGAUCUUCGUCGACCCUCUCUUCCAGCGUGUUCUAGUAGACUCUGUACGCACCUCCCCCUGCUUCUCACGUACCGUCCGCAAGGAAGGCUCCUGGUCCGGGUUGCCCGUCAUCUUCGACGAAGUCUUUACCGGCCUGUACCGUCUCGGUAUGGAGAGCACGACCGAAGUGCUUGGCGUCAAGCCGGACAUCUCCGUAAACGCAAAGAUCCUCACGGGCGGCCUUGUUCCCCUUGCAGUAACGCUGACGAAUGAGUCCAUCUUCGCAGCGUUCUAUGGCGAAGAUAAGGCAAUCGCGCUCCUUCACGGACAUAGCUACACUGCAUACCCCGUCGGAUGUGAAGUCGCAAACGAGACCUUGAAGAUUAUCGAGAAAAUGGCACAGGGAGACGCGUGGGCGCAGGCAAAGGCAGCAUGGCAGGUAGGCGAGGACCAGCCGCCGAGAGUGUGGAGCUUCUGGGAUCCGGCGUUCAUUGGCGCACUCUCCAAGUGCGAGGCCGUCGGAGAGGUUAUGACGAUGGGCACGGUGCUGGCGUUGAAGAUUGCCGGGGACAGUCAAGGGUACCAGUCCCAUUCCGCUCAAAAACUCCUCGAGGGCUUGCGCGUCGCCGCCAAGGACGACGACGCGUCGUUUGGCAUCAAUUAUCGCACUCUGGGCAAUGUUGCGUACUUCAUGCUCAGCCUCAACACCCCGGCCGACAAAGUGCGCCACAUCGAAGACCGAAUUUGGCGGACGCUACGACCGGCUGAGGUGUAGAACAAAAAAGUAGCAACCUAAGGAUCUGCUUAUGUGAAGCAUGGCAUCAUUACGUGGGGGCACGAUACAAUAUUUGUAGAACUGGUUGGCUGAUAGUUGCAUGACAUCGUGAGCUUCAGUUGGACUCGCUUGAACUUCAAAACUUCGUCCCCACGAUCGCUUGCCACAGCGAGGGCUACCGUGCCAUUUGCCCUUGUUAGGACCUAAAGCCGUUGCCAAAUAAAGACAAACACGUCCCCGGUCUCGAUCGCGGUGGCCCGCCCAGCUUGGUUGCAUCCCCUGUAGAGUUUGUGACGCACUAAUUGUACAGAUUACUUGCGCAAUUGGUGGGCUCUACGGCGUGACACGAGUUAGAUUGUGGCAAAGGUUAUCGACGCGAGCAAUUAGCCAGCGAAGAAUACGGACCAGCGGGCUAUGUAUGCCCGCCUCGGGUUAAAGGAGGAUCAUUUCUGUGGCAAAGGUAAGCACA